AUGCUACUCGAAGCACCGACGCCGACGACGCCGACGGUCGUGGGCGACGGCGCGGUCGCGCACGACGACAUGAUCUUUCUCAUUCUCCACUACCUGGAGAGCACAGGCUUGUUUGCAGCCACGGUGGCACUCCUCCUCGAGUCGGGCCUGGACCAUCGAUGGCUCUGUGGGCCGAGCCGCGCCAUGGCCCAGCUCCGUGUCUACCUUCUGCGUGGCGAGUUUGCACUUGCCUUGGCGCUCCUCGAGCCGCUGCAGACGCAGGCGCCGACCUCGUACGCUCGCGUGCGCGACCAUAUCUGCGCCCACGCCUUUCUCGAAGCCUGCGCCGACGCGGCACCGAUACCGUCGCGGCUUGUGUGGCUUCAAUCUCUGACAAAGGCACACGCCGAGUAUCGUCUGUUCGAGACACUGGCGUUUGCAACGACGCCGACGGUGCACCCGACGCUCGCGUUGUGGAACACGGCACAGCGCCGGCUGCAGUGCUACGCCGAGAUCCUUGCCGACGUCCGGGAGCUACCGGACGACAACGAUGGCGUGGCGCGGUACAUAGCGAUGCCACCGAUGCAGCUGCGUACGCUCGUGGGCCAGGCGCUGCGUUAUCAGGCCCGCGAGAGCAACCAAGACGACACACCACUGGACUGCCUCCGACCGGACGCGAUGCCGUUGCCGGUGCCGACGCAACACCUGCUUCACUUAGCAUCGACGUCGUCCGUCGAUGACAAGAAAACGACGGCUGUCACCGCCUCGAUGGUACUGCCGCCGAAACGACCGUGGACGACCACCGCACCACAGAACAACGUGGCGUGCCAGACGACGAGCUCCCUGGUGCGAGCCAGUGAUGUUGGCUUGCAGACGUCGGUCGCCGUCGAUACGAUGGGCGUGCAGACAACGGUCGUCGUCGCUACACUGGGUGUGCAGACGCUAGCGACGCCGCUUGCGUCCGCGUUAGUACAAACACAUAGCAUCGACUGCUCGACGACGAGCGCGCAGACGGAGCCGCGAACCGAGGAUGCGAGCUCGCAUUUUGGUAUACAAACCGACGUGGCCGAGAUCGCGCACACCGAGUCGCAGACGCCGCCGACGUCAACGCAAGACGUCGGCCACCAGACGGCACUACGCACGCUGUCGACCGACGCCGAAGUGCAGACAACGAUGUCGACGACACUGUGCGACGCGUUUAUGCAAACGACCGCACUCUCUCCCAGUGCGCCCUCCGUCAUCCCACUCGUACUCCCGACGCCAACCGCCGAGCCGACGCUACUUCACCACCCGCCGCCACCGGCGUCCACGGAUUUUAUACGGCUGUCCAUGACUGCACCGCCGCCCGUCGCGCCGACAACGCUCGGUCGGCGCAACGAUAUGGUUCGACUCUCGGACGGAUUAGCACACCUCAGUCGCCAGACCGGUGCGUUACCACAAGCACCCCCGACGCUGCCAAAACCGAAGAGUCCGGUCUUCCUUUCGACGACGUCGUUCUCAACGCAUCGAUCGUCCGUGCCGACUGAACGCUCGGCAAAACCUUCAGCGUACGACCAGGUGCCGAGCCCGGCGACGGCGGUCGUCGUUGCCGAGACGCGCGAGGCACAGGCGGUCCGAGCGCUGCAAGUGAGCCACCACGGCAAGUACCUCUUGGUCGGUACGAACGCGCGGGCCGUGCGCGUCCUCAACGUCCGUGAUGCUCUGGCGGGGCCUCGAGACGCCGUCGCCGGCGCGGCGCUGGCACUGUUGCCGGUAACGAUCCACGGGUGCAGCGAGUAG
This is a messenger RNA of Saprolegnia parasitica CBS 223.65, 1758 nucleotides long. RefSeq lists its product as hypothetical. The transcript has 6 exons. Lineage: Eukaryota; Oomycota; Saprolegniomycetes; Saprolegniales; Saprolegniaceae. Gene Ontology annotation, molecular function: protein binding. The record is from RefSeq and is a predicted model, not a curated record. Bases 1 to 1758 code for a protein of 585 amino acids.